AUGCAAAGCCCUAUUGGGCAGUAUGCUGCUCCGUCCUGUGAUGUUGUGGCCCAAUCUGGCCGACUCAAAUGGUACUGCAACGAAAUUCUGAGAAGAAUCGAAGGUUCAGGACCUAUUUCAGUAAUAGAGUUCAACAAAGAAGGCACACAUCUGGCUUAUGGAAACGCCGAUGGGAUUGUUAGUGUCAUUGAAAUUGGCCAAGCGGAUCUUUCUGAAACAACACACCAUUGUCAUUCCUGUUCGAAACCCUAUCAAGUUUUCCUAAGCCACGAACCAGAGUUUGACUGUCUAAAGUCUCAAGCAAUAGAGGAGAAAAUAAACCUUAUACGCUGGCUCCCGAAAUCCGGGCUUUCCCACUUCUUGUUAUCUUCCAAUGAACGUACUAUAAAACUUUGGCAGUUGACUGAACUACCGACACAAUCGUUUACAAAUCUGAAUUUCCCCGUUGAAUCCGGUUGCCGACGUAAAGUUGUUAUCAGGUCAUUAUCCGAUAUCAAAGUCCCUGUCUGUUUGAAGAAUUAUGGAAAUACAAAUAUACGUGUACAGAAUAAAAAGGUAUUUGCUCGUGCCCAUGGUUUUUCAAUUGUCGGUUUGUCACCCUCUGCUGACCGUGAAACUUUCUUCUCUGCCGAUCCACUGAGGAUUAAUAUGUGGAACUUAGAAGUUACUAAUGAGGUGUUCAGUGUCAUUGAUCAUAUGCUUGAUCGUUUGGACGAUCGCUCACAUCUGAUCACCGGGAUUAGUUGUAGCAAUUCUUCUCCAUCAUUAUUUGCAUAUGGCACUAACAGGGGUUCCAUUUUCCUUUGUGAUACACGGUCAAGCUCUCUUUGUGACCACGCUUCUCUUGUUUUUCAUAGUCUUGCUGCAGACGAAUCAGAUGUGCUUACAAUUCUCACUAAUUCAGUUUCCGAUUUGAAAUUUGGCCAAUGCUCCGAUUACAUUAUAUUUUCCCGUGAUUAUUUGAGCGUUAAAACUUGGGAUUCACGAAUGCCAACUCAACCAGUUGAAGUUUAUCCUGUCCAACGUCAUUUAAAAAAGCAUUUAACUGUUUUAUACGAAAGUGAAUUACUUUUUGAUGAUUUCAAAUUAACUAUAUCUUCAAAUGAUCGUUGUAUAAUGACUGGUUCAUAUAAUAAUACUGUGAAAGUAUUUGAUCGACAAAAUCCAAUUGAAGGUUCUUAUAAACUGAUUAUGCAAGAUGAAGAUAUGAAUGCAUUCCAUGAUGCAUUUCGUACAACUGAUGAUAAUACUUCUGUGUUUGUUUCACCUAUAUCAUCAUCAACAUCAUCACCCGACGGUACUGAAUUAACGUGGCCACGAAGGAUACAUGAUGAUUUGAUUGAUAUCACUGAAAACUUUACCAGAUCAUCAUUUUCAGAUAAUAAUAUUAAUGAUAAUACUAGUACUAAUAAUCCCAAUGUUAAUGAAUCCAUAUUCACUGUGGAUGUUGGACGUAAAUGGUUGCAGGUUAGUUGGAGACCUUGGUCUACUGUAGCUGCUGUCAGUCAUACAGAUGGUAUUCACCUUAUUGAAGCAAUAAAUUAA
Molecule: messenger RNA, 1545 nt
Organism: Schistosoma guineensis
Lineage: Eukaryota; Metazoa; Platyhelminthes; Trematoda; Strigeidida; Schistosomatidae
Source: the annotation of a GenBank genome assembly